AUGUCGUGGAAGGAUAGCUUAACGGACGACCCUGCAUCUUUGUUUCGAACUAAGUCAGCUGUUAAAAAGCUGUUAGAACAGGCAAAGGCUGAAACGCCCGGCAUUCAUAUCAUUUCUAGACCUUCAAGACCUGUCUCUGCUCGAAAAUCAAGAUUCAAAUUUCCCGAUCCAAAGAAAGAUUGCUACCUCACUUUGAAAGUCAGCAGUCGUAAUGGCAAGUUGUGUUUACCGGUAUGCUACGAAAAUCACGAAGAUAAAGACCAACAUGUCUGUGAUGGUUUGAAAUACAUUUUACACGUUCCGUCAAUCAAAAGAUUUUCUUUAGAAGGAAAGCAAUUGACUACAAACGAUCAAGCAGAAGACUGUUAUUGUUAUAGCACCCUUUCAGCUCACAAAAAGGGUUUAGCUAAGAAUUGUCUGGGAUUUUGGUUUCGAUUUUUUGAACAAGGUGUGAUAUUUCGCAUAACUAUUGCUCUAAAGAUUGAUUUGCUGUUUGUGAAAACGUUCUUUGGAAAGGGAUCAGAUUUCACAGAUUCCUUUUAUGAAGAUGGUGGUAUCUUUGCCCGUGAAGAAGUGGAAAUUUCUACCCAUGUAAUAUCUCCUUCUAGAUCUGCGGCUUCAGACAGAAACAGUGUCAUAGAUACAGCAAAGAUUUUCCCAUCUCUGUAUUUGAACCAAGAAUACCAGUCUAUUGUUUCAAAAUUCAAAGACUUGAGGCAGAAGCUUCAUUUUAAUGAGCUUGACAAUUUUUUUGUACAAAUGUUGGAAAAAAUGUCAGAUAAUGACCUGAAGGUGGUGCUUUUUCUUGAGCAAAGUCAGGAGGCCUGUCGCAAAAAGCUUUACGAGACAUCAAAACAGCUUUUGAAACAGGCAGUUGACAGCGCUGCCAAAUGUAAGAACAAGACAUUGUUAAUGGGCAGAGCUUAUUUGUAUCUGUCGUAUGUUCAUCAAAAAGAUGGUUACCUUGGAAAUGCUGAGGAAUGUUUGGCAAUCGCAAGAAAGAAGCUUCAGGCACUGGAGGCUUGUGAGGAUGUUGGUGAUCUGUGUUUUCAGGAAGGACUUAUCCUGACAAAUUUUGCCCAGAAAAUGCCCAAGUUUGCAUUUAAGUUGAUCACAGAAGCAAUGCACAAAUUUGAACAGGCUGCACUCAUAUUUACAAAUGGCCUGACAGUCGACAAUGUUUUGGACAAGCAGUGCUGUUCGUACAUCAGACUAGCAUCUUUGCUGCUUCAGCAAAAGGCUACAUCCUUAAACACUGUGCAGUAUAACACAGCACUUGCUAGUAAGCACCUGGAGUGCAUAGCAGGUCAUCUGCCAGAACUGUCUGAAAGAACCAAGUUCCAAUUCCAUGUCUGUCACACUGAGUUACUUUAUAAAAAACAGCAAUUUGGAAAAGCUAAGGAAAGUCUUGAUGCAGCUUUUCAGAUCGCCAAAAGUUGUCAAUUUGAAGAGCAAAUUAUAUUUGAUCAAAUACCAGAAAAGACUGAAGAAAACAAUUAUUUUAGGGAUAGAAUCAGUGAUGGGGAAGCAGCUGAUGAAAAAGCUGAAGAUUUUUUUGUAGAUGAUGUCCAAUCAGGUUAUCUUGGUGAUAUAAGUUCAUAA
This is a messenger RNA of Porites evermanni, 1602 nucleotides long. Lineage: Eukaryota; Metazoa; Cnidaria; Anthozoa; Scleractinia; Poritidae. The record is from the annotation of a GenBank genome assembly.